Messenger RNA from Ruditapes philippinarum (Manila clam), 823 nucleotides. Its product is annotated as 2-iminobutanoate/2-iminopropanoate deaminase-like. Gene Ontology annotation, molecular function: deaminase activity. Bases 68 to 484 code for a protein of 138 amino acids. The record is from RefSeq and is a predicted model, not a curated record. NCBI's taxonomy places the organism in Eukaryota, Metazoa, Mollusca, Bivalvia, Venerida, Veneridae. The transcript is spliced from 6 exons. Gene Ontology annotation, cellular component: cytosol.
ACAUGGGCGCAGCCAUUUUGUAAGUAAGCACAAUAAGCAAGGGACAUAAUCCUAUCCGGACCAUAGAAUGUCAAAAAUGGCUGGAAUUGUAAGGAAAAUCGUUCAGACUGCAAAGGCACCGGGAGCUGUUGGACCAUACAGUCAAGCAGUUAUUGCGGACAAUACAAUGUACAUAUCCGGACAGAUUGGACUUGAUGUUAAUACUAAGGCUCUUGUAGAAGGGGGAGCUGUACCAGAAGCAGAACAGGCUUUGAAGAACAUGGGUGAGAUUCUACAAGCUGCUGGGGUUACAUAUAAAAAUGUUGUGAAGUGUACAGUAUUACUAGCAGACAUAAAGGAUUUCCAUGCAGUCAAUGAUGUGUAUGUUAAAUAUUUCCCUGAAAACAAGCCAGCCAGGGCAGCUUAUCAGGCCGCUGCUUUACCACUGGGUGCAAAGGUAGAAAUUGAAGCAAUUGCUGUGAUUGGUAAUAUUGUGGAUGUCUAAGUUUUCUAUACAAUCAGUUUGUAACUGAGUGCAGGUACGUAUAUUAAUAUACGUACCUGCUGAGUGGGACACAUGAAAAUAUUUCUCUGUUAUUUUAAACUGUGAUUUCUAAAUCUGCUCAAUUAACAAAAUGAAUGAAAUGUUAAGUUGAUUAUUGUAUUAUUAAAUUAAGGUGUAUGCUAAGGUUACAUGAUAUGAUAUAAAAAUUGUCCAAUCUGUAUGUUAUUAUAUUACGUAAGGUAACUUAAAUAACUUUUUUUGGUUAUGAAGUGUAUGUUAUAUUGUAAGUGCAUGAAUGAUAAUGAUUAUAAACAAAAAUAAAACUGAUAACAAUAAGAA